Messenger RNA from Wickerhamiella sorbophila, 1101 nucleotides. RefSeq names its product Sphingosine N-acyltransferase lag1. Gene Ontology annotation, biological process: ceramide biosynthetic process. The record is from RefSeq and is a predicted model, not a curated record. The coding region runs from base 1 to 1101 and encodes 366 amino acids. Gene Ontology annotation, molecular function: sphingosine N-acyltransferase activity. The transcript has a single exon. Gene Ontology annotation, cellular component: membrane. Lineage: Eukaryota; Fungi; Ascomycota; Dipodascomycetes; Dipodascales; Trichomonascaceae.
AUGAGUGUAGAGCAAAAAAAUGCCACCAUAAGGCGGCGAAUGGCACCACAGGAGAAAGAAGAGGAAAAUCUCAAGAAAAGCGGGAGUUCGCAACAGCCACGCGUCCCCGAUGCCACAAAACCGCCAGAUAUCAUCCGGAAAAAUAUCGAGCUGUACCAGGGCCAGCUUGCUUUCACCACCGGAUAUUUCAGUAUUCUCGCCAUUGCAAGUCAGAUUGAAAGCUUGAGGCCGUUUGCAGCGCCCUUUUAUAGCAUUCAGCACCGGAUUGGAGAUGGCUCCACCGCUCGAGAAGGCUCGCUGGACGUGUCCUUUGUUUUAUCAGCGCUCGCAGGCCAAAUUGGAAUGCGGGCCAUAUUUUUAUAUCUUUUCACCAAAAUUGCACCCAGGUGCGGCAUCCACAAACCCAAAGCUAUUAUUCGGUUUGCCGAGCAGUCGUGGUGUCUCGUCUAUUAUUUCGCAUCGUUUGCGGUUGGAAUGUCUCUCUUCCACAACUCAAGCUUUGGAUACAACCUGGAGCUCAUGUGGAAAGACUACCCUCACAUCGAGCUUGAUGUCAACGUCAAGCGCUUUUACCUGGUGGUCCUGGCGUACUGGAUAAGCCAGCUGUACGUUCUCCAUGUUGAAGAGCGCCGCAAAGACCACUACCAAAUGUUAACGCACCAUAUUAUUACCUGUGCGCUUAUUAUUGGAAGCUAUAUGAGUUAUUACACCCGUAUCGGUGUCGUUGUCAUGAUAAUCAUGGAUUUUGUAGAUUUCACUCUGUCCCUGGCCAAGGUGUUCAGAUACCUUGGGUUCGAAACACUAUGCAACCUCACGUUCCUAGCAUUUUUGGUAAGUUGGGUCGUCUGCAGACACGGAAUAUACCUGUAUCAGCUAUGGUACGCAUUCUAUGUCGCUACCGACCUCAUCAAGAACAACUGCAAGAGCGACUCAUUCGGACGCAAGUUCUGCUUCGACCAAAGUUCACAUAACCUCUUUGGCGUGCUUAUGAUCAUGCUCCAACUAAUUUCCGUCAUGUGGCUUGUCAUGAUCAUCAGAGUGCUCGUCAACAUGCUCCGCGGAGGCUCUGCUGAAGACUCCCGUAGCGACGACGAAGAUUGA